AUGGAUGUUGGAUGGGAACACAUCAAGAACUCCGCUGAGCCGGCGAUCAGGCUGGGCAGUACCACGGGCCUUAAUCGGCGGGGUCUGCUCCGCUCUCACGCGGUGUGGUUGGCCACCUUCCUGGCCCUGCGAGUGUCUCUUUGUACGGCAGUACUGCAUUGCUCCAAGGAGUUGUUGAGGAGAUCUGUCCGAAAGCGAGGGCCCCGUUGGUUGCGAGGUGUCGUACAUUUCCUGUGCGAUGUCCUGCUGCCCACGAGCUUCUUCGGUCCGCUGUUGGGGCUGACGGCGGCGGCGGUGCAGCUGACAGGGCUGGGGACCCCGGGGCAGGGGCUUGGACAGGGGCUGGGGCUGGGGCUGGGGUGGUUGCGUGGCGGCGGCCGCCAUCUACAACGGCCAUCAGCAGCCCCCAUGCCACCGCCACUCGUCGCCGCGCUACCGGCGGUAGCGGCCGCCGCCAGCGACGCCGUGGCCGCCACCGUCAGCGCCACCGUCGCCGCCACCGUCACACCGGCUGUAGCUGCAACCGCCAACUGGGGGACUGGAAAAUGA
Molecule: messenger RNA, 549 nt
Organism: Volvox carteri f. nagariensis
Lineage: Eukaryota; Viridiplantae; Chlorophyta; Chlorophyceae; Chlamydomonadales; Volvocaceae
Exons: 5
Coding region: 1-549 (182 amino acids)
Source: RefSeq, a predicted model, not a curated record